Cryptomeria japonica (Japanese cedar) is the source of this 1324-nucleotide messenger RNA. Its product is annotated as zinc transporter 5. Gene Ontology annotation, biological process: zinc ion transmembrane transport. The transcript is spliced from 3 exons. NCBI's taxonomy places the organism in Eukaryota, Viridiplantae, Streptophyta, Pinopsida, Cupressales, Cupressaceae. Gene Ontology annotation, molecular function: zinc ion transmembrane transporter activity. The record is from RefSeq and is a predicted model, not a curated record. Gene Ontology annotation, cellular component: plasma membrane. The coding region runs from base 81 to 1145 and encodes 354 amino acids.
CAGUGGGGUGUGAAAAAAGUACCGUAUAAAUUUUGUAUUCCCUCUUCUAUGUGACUCUGGUUUUCCUUCCAUAGUUUGUCAUGGCAGCCCUAUGGGUGAUUGCCAUGCUUUUUUCUUUCUUUUCAAGAGCCAGUUUGGUGGUUGCAGAGGAAUCCAAAUGCUACAAGGAAGAACCUUGUAGAAACCCUAAUGUUGCUCUCCAUCUCAAGCUUGGAGCAAUGGCCUGUAUUUUGGUUGGAAGCACAAUAGGUGUGUGUUUGCCUAUUGUGGGCAGAAAAGUAAAUGUUCUGAGGCCAGAUAAUGUUAUGUUUUUUGUCAUCAAGGCCUUUGCUUCAGGUGUUAUCCUUGCAACUGGGUUUGUUCAUAUCCUUCCUGAUGCCUUUGAGUCUCUGGACAAUCCUUGCUUGAAGGGCAAUGCUUGGGAGCACUUCCCAUUUGCUGGUUUUAUAGCUAUGAUGGCUGCAGUUGGCAGUCUUAUGCUUGAUGCUAUGGCUACUGGGUAUUACCAACGUGCUGACUGUAAUAAGAACCUAAAAGUUGGUGUAGCAGAAAUAUCUCAUCCAGAAGAGGAUAAUGCUAUGGAACAAGAGCAUGGAAGUCACCUCCAUACACAUGGCUAUGCUCAUGGAUGCAAUAACAUGGAUCAAGAAUCUGUUUCUUCUCUUCUACGCCAUCGUGUUAUUUCCCAGGUCUUGGAGCUUGGAAUACUAGCCCACUCUAUUAUAAUUGGAGUAUCACUAGGAGCAUCAGAGAGCCCUUGCACAAUAAGACCUCUAGUUGCAGCCUUGACAUGUCAUCAGUUGUUCGAAGGAAUGGGGCUUGGAGGAUGCAUAGUUCAGGCGGGCUUCAAGAAUAGAUCUACUACUAUUAUGGCCUUCCUCUUUUCAGUGACUACACCGCUUGGAAUUGCUGUGGGAAUCGCAAUUGCAUCUGCUUAUAAUCAAAACAGCCCAACAGCUCUUAUAGUUGAAGGAUUACUUUAUUCAGCGUCUGCAGGAAUUCUAAUAUAUAUGUCACUGGUGGAUCUUCUUGCAGCAGACCUUUUAAAUGCAAAAAUGCAGAGCAGCGCAACGCUUCAACUGUGGGCUUAUAUAGCUCUCCUGUUGGGUAUCAGUGCUAUGUCUUUGUUGGCCAGAUGGGCUUAACUAUUAAGCCCAUUAACUAUCUUAAAUAAAUCAUCACUAUGCUAUCCAGCUGAUAUGAUGAGCUUGUUUGCUGUACAAAAAGUGUCCUGCGUAUGUUGUCAUCCAAGGGUUUUGCUUGAUUAUUUUAAUAAUCAGAUAAAACCAUAUAUGUAUAUGUAUAUAUAUGUGUGUCUUUUUCA